CGUUUCCUCACUUGAUCGAUUUGGCCGUGACUCGUUAUGCGGCCCUAGACGUAAUCCUCGCUAUAGUUUAUUGCCGCCAGCGACAGGACCCAUUAACGGACCUGCUUCAAGGGGGGAAAUGGAGGGCAAGGAGAGCGGCGAGUGGGAAGAAGCGGCUAGGGCCGGUAACCCGUGCUGCUGUUACAGCUGGUAACCCGGUUACCGAUGCUGGGGACGUAGCUGGUCGGGGGAAGAAGCACGUUGGACAUGAUAAAGAGCGAAAAACUCGGUAUCUUCUCCCUCAACACCGUGGGUGGUGCACCACUUUCGGCACCUCGUGGCGCAAGUGAAUGCUUUGGAGCCGGCGAUGCAAGCACUCACGGACAAGCAGCUCCGGCGAAAAACACGCGAGUUCAAGAAGCGCCUGAAGCAGGGAGAAAACGCUGGAUGACAUACAGGCAGAUCGUGGGAGGGGCGGUGCUGCAUGCUGGAGCCAUUGCAGAGAUGAAGACAGGCGAGGGCAAGACUCUGGUGUCCACGCUGGCAGCAUAUCUCAAUGCCCUUGUGGGGAAGGGCGUGCAUGUGGUGACGGUGAACGACUAUUUGGCUCGGAGAGAUGCGGAGUGGAUGGGUAGGGUGCACAGCUUCCUGGGGCUGUCAGUGGGGGUCAUUCAGCCAGGUCAGAACCGGGAGGAGAGACAGCUGGCGUAUGCAUGCGACAUGACUUAUGGCAGCAACAAUGAGAUUGGGUUUGACUAUCUUCGAGACCACCUGGUGCAGGACCCCAAUGAACGCACGCUGCGGUGGCCCGACGCGCUGCACUACUCCAUCGUGGAUGAGAUCGACUCGGUGCUCAUCGAUGAAGGCAGGAAUCCGCUGCUCAUCAGCAACAUGUCAUCCUCGCAUGUCAUGCGCUUCCCAGUGGCUGCUAGAGUGGCGGAAAUUCUUCGGAGGGACAUAGACUACACGGUUGACCUGAAGAUGCGCACCGUGCAGCUCACAGACUCGGGCGUGGCGAUAGUGGCUGAGAGCCUGAGGAGCGAGGAUGCCCCGGGGGAGGGGCCGGGGGAGGGGUCUGUGGAGGGGGAGGGAGGGGAUGCCUCGGACCCAGAUGAUAUUUUCGAAACCCGCAACUCGUUUGCACAGUUCGUGCUGACGGCCCUUAAAGCCAAGGAGUUCUACCUGAGGGAUCGGGACUACAUCGUGAGGGACGGCCAAGUGAUCAUAGUGGACGAGGUACGGUGGAGCGAUGGCAUUCACCAAGCAGUGGAGGCAAAAGAGGGGGUGGAGAUCAAGCCUGUAUCAGAGACAGUAGCCCAGGUGACCUACCAGUCCCUGUUCCGCCUCUAUGGCAAGGUUUCCGGCAUGACAGGCACCGCCAAGACCGAGGAGGAGGAGUUCAAGCGCAUAUUCGGCAUGCCAGUGGUUGUCAUCCCCACCAACCGGCCCAACAUAAGAAAGGACCUAGAUGUCGUCGUCUUCCUGCAAGCGCUCAACAAGGUGCACUAUGUGAUUCAGGAGAUUCUCAAGAUGAACCAACUCGGCCGCCCUGUGCUUGUGGGCACCUCCAGUGUGGAGGAGUCGGAGCGCCUCUAUGCCAUGCUGCAAGUUGAGCAUCCCCGCCGGUUCGCGCACAUCCAAGUGCUCAAUGCGCGGCCCGAGAAUGCAGCACGCGAGGCGGAGAUAGUGGCUCAGGCAGGAAGGUUUGGCGGCAUCACCAUUUCCACCAACAUGGCUGGCCGGGGCACUGACAUUGUGCUGGGCGGCAAUCCCGAGCUCUUGAGCAAGGAGGUGCUAAAGUGGGCGCUCUUUGAAGCGCCAGCAGCGGCUGCAGGGAACUAUUCGGCUUUCAAGAAGGGUCCGCAUGCGAGGCAGGGAUUUUGGCCGAUCGAGCUGCGGGAGGAGACCCUGAGGGAGCUCUACGCGGCUCAGUUCUCGUGGCGCAGCGUGGCAGCUGAUUGGUCGGAGGCUCAGCAGCAGGCGGUGUUAGAGCAGGCAGAGACUCAGGCUUUAAGGCCCUCCGCCUCUCCUGGUGCAGGCGAGGGCAAGGAGGAGGGGCUGGAGUGGGGGGAGCGGGGCGAGGCGGGCUGGGGGAUGGGGGUGGGGUUGGCGGAAGGGGAUGAUGACAUGGGAAUGAGCCCCCUUCCCUGGAGGGUCGGUGAAAACACCAGAGAGAAUGGUUCCAGUUUCGGCAGCAGCAACAAUGGCAACAGUACCAGCAGCAGUGGGAGCAGUGGGGAAGGGGAGGGGGACGAGAGUGAUGAGGAUGACGAGGAGGUGUGGGGAGGCGGAGGAGGGGUGUUGGGGGUGCGAGCGGUGCCCAGGUCGAUGCAGGAGAUGGUGGUGCGGGUGGUGGGGCGGGCGCUGGGGAUGGUGAACGCGGACUGCAAGGCGCACUGCAGGGAGGAGGGCGAGUACGUGAGGAGCCUGGGCGGGCUGCACGUCAUAGGGACGGCACUGAGCGAGUCGAGGCGGAUUGACAACCAGGCGCACUGCAGGGAGGAGGGCGAGUACGUGAGGAGCCUGGGCGGGCUGCACGUCAUAGGGACGGCACUGAGCGAGUCGAGGCGGAUUGACAACCAGUUGAGGGGAAGAGCAGGCCGGCAGGGUGACCCCGGGUCAACUCAGUUCGUCAUCAGCAUGGAGGACGACAUGAUGCGCGAGGUGCUGCCGGACUCAUCCCGAGCCAUGCUAGAGCAGCUGCUUUAUACAGGCGACUUUGAAGAGGGCUUCCCCCACGUGGCCUUGACCCUCGCUUUGGUGCAGACGCAGAAGACGAUAGAAGCGGCCAUGUUUGAGAGGCGGCGGCAAAUGCUUGACUACGAUCAGGUCUUCGAGCUCCAGCGCAAGCAAGUGUAUGAGCUGCGAGAGCUGAUUCUGGAGGAGUCUCCAGCAGAUCGGCACACACGAGCACAGCUGUACAUCCAAGCGGUGGUGGAUGACAUAGUCAAGGAGUACUGCUCCCCCUCCAAGCCUGUGGAGUCAUGGCCCAUCGACACCAUGCUCAAACGCCUCUCUCGCACAACUGGCAUAGAACUAUCCCAGCAUGUAAAUGCCGCCUCCCUCAGUUCAGCCCUGUCCCACUCCCCUCCAAGCAAUGCUGGUCACCGCUGGGACCUCCUAAACCACCUGCCCAACGUCCUGCCGCCCCUGCCUGAAGUGCUGCCGCCCCUUGGGGGAGGCUCCAAGGCUGCUGGUGCUGCUGGUGCUGCUGGUGCUGGUGGUGCUGGUGGUGGUGCAGUUGAGACUGGGGAUGGGGGGGCCCACGGCACGGAGGGAGCAGCUCGGCAGGAGCUGAGAUGGAGGGAGAUUCUCCGCGACCCGUCCGACCUGAGGGGCAGGUCGUCCAAGCACCUGGCAGCAGUGCGAAAGUACCUUGGCGAUGUGGUGGUAACGUGUUACAAGGCGCACCUCGCCCUGUUUGCCGCCUCGCCAGACCAGAUGGAAUUUUGCGAGAGGGAGGCUCUUCUUUCCACGUUGGACCGCCUGUGGAGUGUGCACAUUGCCAACAUGGCGCGACUGAGGAACGCGGUGAGCGUGCAGGGCUUUGGGCGCGAGAACCCCCUGGAGGAGUUCAAGAUAGAGGGCACCCGCUUCUUCAUCUCGACGCUCUUUGCCAUUCGGAGGGAGAGCGUGCAGGCGCUGCUGGCAGGCUUCCUGGCAGACACGGAGGGGGAGAUAGAUGGAGGGGGAGGGUAUUGACGGGGGAGGGGGGCAUUGAUUUGCGGGAGGGGGGGAGAGAGGGGGGAGAGGGGGGAGAGGACAACUGCUUAGGCAGGGCACCCGCUUCUUCAUCUCCACUUUUUGCAGGGUGUUUUUUAGAAUUCUCAAAAACACCCUGCAAAAUCAAGGAGAGGACAACUGUUUAGGCAGGGCACCCGCUUCUUCAUCUCCACUCUCUUUGCCAUUCGGAGAGAGAGUGAUGUGCAGGCGCUGCUGGGAGGCUUCCUAGCAGACAUGGAGGGGGGGACAGAUGGAGGGGGAGGGUAUUGACGGGGGAGGGGGGCAUUGAUUUUGGGGGGGGGUGGGGAGGGGGGGGGGAAAGGGGGGGGACAACUGUCUAGGCAGGGCACUCGCUUCAUCUCGACGCUCUUUGCCAUCCGGAGGGAGAGCGUGCAGGCACUGCUGGCAGGCUUCCUGGCAGACUCUGAGGGGCACAUUUGAUGGCGGUGGCGGUGGCGGUGGCAGUGGCGGUGGCGGUGGCGGUGGGGGGACAACUGUUCAUGCAGGGCACGUUUCUUCAGGUGGGUAGGUGAUUUUAUAGGAUUCCGGAAACUCAGCUGUUAAUCCAGGGCAGGGCACUCUAUUCGUCAUCCCGGCGCUCUUUGCCGUCUGGAGGGAGAGCAUGCAUGCAGGCGCUGCUGGCUGGCUUCGUGGCAGACACCAGGGGGGACAUGGAAAGAGCAGGUGGGGGGUGGCAAGUGUUUAAUCCGGAAAUCCUCUUCUCAUCCCGGCUUCUUUGGCAUACCGGAGAGCGGAGGAGACAGUGUGUUUGAUGGGAGGAGACAGUGUGCGCAGGUGGGGAGGAUGUUUCACUGCUGUCUGGCUUCCUAGCAGGCAUGGAGGGGGGCAUUGAUGGUGGUAGUACGGUAGUAGUAGUGGAAACGCAGUCUAGGUUUGGCACUUCUGUUGGAAAGCACAUUCUUGUUACCCCGUUAGCUGUUACCGUAUAUCCUUCUAACACACCAACUCAUAUUGUGCGUCCAACAACCAGGAGGACUGGAGGCUUCUUGUGUCCUU
Closterium sp. NIES-67 is the source of this 4719-nucleotide messenger RNA. The record is from the annotation of a GenBank genome assembly. NCBI's taxonomy places the organism in Eukaryota, Viridiplantae, Streptophyta, Zygnematophyceae, Desmidiales, Closteriaceae.